This is a messenger RNA of Sclerotinia borealis F-4128, 1743 nucleotides long. The record is from the annotation of a GenBank genome assembly. NCBI's taxonomy places the organism in Eukaryota, Fungi, Ascomycota, Leotiomycetes, Helotiales, Sclerotiniaceae.
AUGGCACAAACUUUGAAAAGUGCUCUUCCUUCUCACCUCAAGCCCUCGAGCUUAUCUCCAAAUGAUGCCGGCGAAUUUGCCCGGAGCUCGGAUGGAGCAAUGGCACUACAUCAUCAGAGUCCUGGAAUCGAUAUACAAUAUGACUCUACAUUUGAUCUUGACCCACCACCUGUCGAACUACAUCCUGCCAUUUUAUCCCAAUCUGAGCCACAAGAUUUUGCUGUACCUCCUACCAUGAAACCUUUGAGUCCAGCUAGACUAACAAGCAAUAACCAGGCUUUCGAGAACACCUCAACAUCUGUAGCUGCCAGUCAGAUGCGAAAUGCCCUAAACAACCUCGCAGACACCGUCUCAGACCCCGAAGAGAAGAAGCUCUUCGAGACCGAGAUGGACAACUUCUUCGCUCUUUUCCGCAGAUAUUUGAAUGACAAGGCAAAGGGAAAUCAACUCAGCGAUUGGGAUCGCAUUGCCCCACCCGCCCAAAACCAAGUCGUCGAUUACAAUGAACUUGCGAACUCCGAAUCGGUUGGAUUCCUUAACAAAUUGGCUGUCCUCAAGCUUAAUGGAGGUCUUGGUACUUCCAUGGGUUGUGUCGGUCCUAAAUCAGUUAUCGAAGUUCGUGAUGGAAUGUCCUUCCUCGAUCUUUCCGUCCGACAAAUCGAAUACCUCAACCGCACAUACAACGUCAACGUUCCUUUCGUCUUGAUGAACUCCUUCAACACUGAUGAAGACACUUCAAGCAUUAUCAAAAAAUACGAGGGACACAACAUCGAUAUUCUCACAUUCAACCAAUCCCGAUACCCAAGAAUCUUGAAGGACUCGCUUCUUCCUGCGCCAAAGUCGUUCGACUCCCCAAUUUCUGACUGGUACCCACCCGGACACGGAGAUGUCUUUGAGUCUUUGUACAACUCUGGCACUCUCGAUAACCUCAUCAAGCGAGGUGUUGAGAUCCUUUUUCUUUCCAACGUUGACAACUUAGGCGCUGUUGUCGAUCUCCGCAUCUUGCAGCACAUGGUUGAGACCAAGUCUGAAUACAUUAUGGAGUUGACCGACAAGACCAAGGCCGAUGUCAAGGGUGGUACCAUCAUCGAUUACGAAGGUUCUGUCCGUCUCCUCGAAAUUGCUCAAGUACCAAAGGAGCACACCAAUGAAUUCAAAUCUAUUAAGAAAUUCAAGUACUUCAACACCAAUAACAUCUGGUUGAACUUACAAGCUGUCAAACGCAUUGUUGAGAACAACGAGCUCGAGAUGGAGAUCAUUCCCAACAACAAGACUAUCCCAGCUGACAAGAAGGGCGAGUCUGACGUCUCAAUCGUUCAGCUUGAAACUGCUGUCGGAGCUGCUAUUCGUCAUUUCCACAACGCACAUGGUGUCAACGUACCUCGUAGACGUUUCUUGCCAGUCAAGACCUGCUCUGAUUUGAUGCUUGUCAAGUCAGACUUGUACUCAUUGAAGCACGGUCAACUCCAGAUUGACUCCAGCCGUUUCGGUCCAGCUCCUUUGAUCAAGCUCGGUAAUGACUUCAAGAAAGUUUCUGACUUCCAGAAGCGUAUCAGUAGCAUCCCAAGAAUCCUCGAGCUCGAUCAUUUGACCAUCACUGGAGCUGUUAACCUUGGCAGAGGUGUCACUCUCAAGGGUACCGUUAUUAUUGUAGCAACUGAAGGACAAACUAUUGACAUUCCUCCCGGAUCCAUCUUGGAAAACGUUGUAGUCCAAGGUUCCUUGAGACUAUUGGAGCAUUAG